Molecule: messenger RNA, 2397 nt
Organism: Cajanus cajan (pigeon pea)
Lineage: Eukaryota; Viridiplantae; Streptophyta; Magnoliopsida; Fabales; Fabaceae
Product: cellulose synthase-like protein H1
Biological process (GO): cellulose biosynthetic process
Cellular component (GO): membrane
Molecular function (GO): cellulose synthase (UDP-forming) activity
Source: RefSeq, a predicted model, not a curated record
AUAUGGCGCAUAUAAACACCUUGGUUCACUAUCAUCAUAUAUAUCAUAUAUUAUAGAGUGUUUUCUUAUCGCCUUGCUCAAAUCAAUGUUCAAUGGCCAACCAAAACUCUCUCCCCCUCUAUGAAAAAUACUGGUACAAGCACAAUUACAAAAGGGUAACAGAUAGUUUGCUCUUAAUCCUCCUCUUACUGCUGCUUGGUUAUCGCGUUAUCUCUUUUAACAGCUACUCUUUCCCUUGGUUUGUUGCCUUUUUGUGCGAAUCAUGGUUCACCUUCUCUUGGUUUUUAACCCUCACCACUCAGUGGAAUCCAGCUCUAAUCACAACCUACCCAGAUCGUCUUUUGCUAAGCAGCGUGCAAGAGCUUCCAGCAGUGGAUUUGUUCGUGACAACAGCAGAUCCUGUGCUUGAACCACCGAUUAUCACAGUGAACACUGUAUUGUCUCUGUUGGCACUUGAUUACCCAUCUCAUAAGCUAGCUUGUUAUGUUUCUGAUGAUGACUGUUCCCCUCUCACCUUCUAUGCUCUUCAAGAAGCCUCCAAAUUUGCUAAGUUUUGGGUACCUUUUUGUAAGAAGUAUGAGGUGCAAAUUAGAGCUCCACUUAGAUACUUCUCUGGAAAGCCUGAGUUCUCCACAAACAACACCACACCAGAAUUCAGACAAGAAUGGUUACAGAUGAAAGAUCUGUAUGAUCAUCUUAGCCACAAAAUAGAAUUAGAUGAGUUACAAAAAUCAGAUCCAUGUCAUGGAGACUUUGCGGUUUUCUCAGAUACUGAGAAAACAAAUCAUUCAACAAUAAUCGAGGUGAUAUGGGAGAACAGGGAAUACCUUGUAGAUGGAUUGCCACAUUUGAUUUACAUUUCUAGAGAAAAGAGGCCGAAACAGCCACACCAUUUCAAAGCUGGUGCCAUGAACGUGUUGACAAGAGUUUCCGGGUUGAUAACCAACGCUCCCUUUAUGUUGAACGUGGACUGUGACAUGAUUGUAAACAAUCCAAAAAUUAUUCACCAUGCAUUGUGCAUUUUGCUUGAUCCCAAAGGAGAAAAAGAAGUUGCAUUUGCUCAAUUUCCCCAACAAUUCUAUGCUACAUUGAAAGACGAUCCUUUUGGAAAUCAAAUGGCAAUUUUUAUUAAGUACGUAACUGCUGGAAUAGCUGGACUUCAAGGACCUUUCUACGGGGGAACAAACUGCUUACAUAGAAGAAAAGUUAUUUAUGGUCUUUCUCCAUGUGACAUGGAAAAGGGAAACAGCAUAUCGGAGGAGGAAUUAAAAGAAAAGUUUGGAGUUUCAAAGGAGAUUAUGAAAUCAGCUGCUCGUGCUUUGGAAGGGAAGACUUAUUUGCCAAAUGAUAUUAAUAUUUCGAACGCUGUUGACAUAGCAAGUCAAGUUGCUAGUUGUGGAUAUGAAUAUGGCACUGCCUGGGGCAAACAGGUGGGUUGGAUAUAUGGAUCAAUAACAGAGGAUAAGCUCCUUGGGCUGACAAUACACGAAAAAGGUUGGAGAUCAGAAUUGUGUACACCAAGCCCAAUUGGGUUCACAGGUUUCGCUCCAGGAGGUGGCCCAACUGCAAUGAUCCAACAAAAGAGAUGGGCCACAGGAUUGCUUGAAAUCUUCUUUUGCAAGCAUUCUCCUAUUAUUGGCACCCUUUUCCGUAAGCUUACUUUGAGACAGUGCUUAGCAUAUAUGUGGAUUAUCAAUUGGGGCCUACAGCCAGUAUUUGAAGUAUGUUAUGCAUGUCUCAUUGCAUAUUGCAUCGUCACCAACUCCAAUUUCUUACCCUUGGACAUGGGCAUAUGUAUUCCUAUUGCGAUUUUCAUAAUUUACAAAGGAUACACUAUAUUAGAGUAUUUAGAAUCAGAUUUGUCAAUUCGAGCAUGGUGGAACAAUCAAAGGAUGUCAAGAAUAAUAUCUAUGAAUGCUGGUUUUUGUGCAUUUCUUAACAUUCUACUUAAGUUAUUAAGGAUAUCUGAAACUGUGUUUGACAUAACAAAGAAAGAUUUACCCCCAACAAAAGAUGUUGAAGAUGAUAAAGAUGUUGGUAAGUACACCUUCGACGAGUCCCUAAUUUUCUUGCCAGGAACUACCAUUUUGUUGUUGCAAUUAACAUCAAUGAUUAUCAAGUUACUAGGAUUGCAACCACUAGUGUCAACUCUAGGUGGAAAUAGGUGUGGACUAGGUGAGGUUUUUUGUUGUGUAUAUUUGAUAAUUUGUUAUUGGCCAUUUUUAAGAGGAUUAUUUGAGACAAAAAAGUAUAGGAUUUCCUUGUCUACUAUAUGCAUAUCAACUAUCUUAACAUGUCUCUUUGUGCAUAUAUGUCAAAGGAUCAUGUUGGUUUAGAGGGUUUAGAAAUUAGAAAAAAUAAAUUAUGAUUAUCAAUAUAAGGAUUGUUUUGUUAAAA